Pecten maximus is the source of this 4797-nucleotide messenger RNA. Its product is annotated as multiple epidermal growth factor-like domains protein 6. The record is from RefSeq and is a predicted model, not a curated record. The transcript has 4 exons. Gene Ontology annotation, molecular function: scavenger receptor activity. Bases 231 to 2819 code for a protein of 862 amino acids. Lineage: Eukaryota; Metazoa; Mollusca; Bivalvia; Pectinida; Pectinidae.
CAACAGCAGGUAGGUCAGUUAGGCUGUCUGGUUAUGUAUGCAAACUAAGAAUAAUUAACUUAAGAUGAUAGCCCCGACGUGAAUUGUCGGGAUUCUAUUCACCGUGCCUUUCAAAAGGAGCAGAGGGCAGCGUGGAGCCGGGGGAUGUGAGCUAAACGCACGGGUAUGUCGCAAGUGAACAAGCGUAAAUUCGUGUGACUUCAGAACACAUCUGGAAUUUUAGCAUAAAAAUGGUCAAUUUAUUAAAGAUGACAUCAACGCUAACCGCUGUUUUACUCCUAACGACAAUCUGGCUGAUAGAUGGAACUUAUUGCCUUCCAUGGUCUCUACAAUCACCGGAUUCAACAUGCAGUGAGCACUGUUUUACGGGAUGCAGCCCUGACACAGGUAUCUGUGAUGACUGUGUUGGAGGAUGGUACGGUGAUCUCUGUCAGUUCGCCUGCGAUGAAAACUGUGCCUUGUGUAAUCGCACUAAUGGUGAAUGUAUUGAAUGUUCUCGUGGUUGGUAUGGAGAGUUUUGCGACCUCGCAUGUGAAGAAAAAUGCCAGUCUUGUGACAUUAUUAAGGGUAGCUGUCAAAAAUGCAAGGCAGCUCGAUGGGGACCGGAUUGCACCAAAAACUGUCAUGAAAACUGCAUUUCUUGCGAUAUAGCGACAGGAGAAUGUCGUUCCUGUAAUGAAGGUUAUUACGGUAUCAACUGUACAGAGACAUGUGGACAUUGCUGGAAACGAGACUGUGGUCGGAUAUCCGGCGAAUGCGUUUACGAGUGUGAAGAAGGGUGGUUUGGUGCCAGAUGCAAAGAUAGAUGCCUAGAAAAUUGUUCUGUGUGUAUCGAUCAAGACACAUGUUCAAUAUGUCAUCCAGGUUUGGCAGGAAUUAAAUGUGAUAUAAAAUGUCCCAGUGUAUGCAGUGAGUGUAUGUACGACCCUACGUCUGACCUGGUAUCAUGUACUGCGUGUUCUGCUGGCCUCAAACUUCCGGCAAAGGACUGCAUAUGUCGUGAUGAUAUGUGUCUUGAGUUUAGCAAGGACAAAAGUGAAUGUACCAAAUGCAAAAAUGGAACAGUUCAGUAUUUGGGUACAUGUUGUCCGUGUGCUCACUGCAGCGGAGGCAAUGACAAUUGUCAUAGUACUCAAGGUUGUACAAAAGGAUGUGAAGAAGGGUUUUACUCCACAGAGUCUGGAUGCGAUUUACCAUGUGGGGACAAACACUGUACUCUUUGCCAAUUGACACGAGGUAAUGCCAAGAUAUGUACUUUGUGCGAGGACGGGUGGUAUCCUAACAACGAAGGGUGCAAUGAUUGUAGCGAAAACUGUGCUGGGGACGGUCACCCUUGUAACAACGAAACAGGUGUUUGUUUGAAUGGGUGUAAUGAAGGAUGGCAUAGCAAUCACUGCGACUCAAAGUGCAACGAGACAUGCGUCAUUUGUGACAAUGAUCAAGGUAUUUGUAAGUCAUGUGAUCUUGGCUAUUGGGGCAUUCAGUGUGAAAACCUAUGUCCAGAUAACUGUAAACUGUGCAAUAUCACGAGUGGAGCUUGUUUUAUCUGUGAAAAGGGCUACAUUGGACCAAACUGCACUGACGCAUGUAGAAACUGUAAAGAAGAACAAUGUCAGUUAGACACUGGCAUAUGUAUCGUAGGAUGCAAGGAAGGUUGGUUUGGCGAUGCAUGCAGUCAGCGAUGCCCACCAGGUUGUCUUUCUUGUGAUAACCCCGAAUCCUGUCAGGAAUGCUUGCCAGGCUUGACUGGAAAUCUGUGUAAGCAGAAAUGUCCACAAAAAUGUAAAGAAUGCUUUUAUGAUGAUUUUACUGAAGAAGUGCAUUGUGAAAGCUGCAUCAGUUCAUAUGACGUAGAAGAAAAGUCAUGUGAGUGUACAAAUUCAAAAUGCAAAGAAUAUGAAACAGAUACAAAGCGAUGUAAAUCAUGCGAGCAAGGUUGGUUUCCGUACAUGCACUCUUGCUGUCCAUGUUCCUCAUGUGAUCAAGGACAAGGCAUAUGUCAGCGUAUAAAUAAGUGUUCCGAUGGGUGUGGUACAAAUCCUAAAAGCUCAGAGAUUUCAGGAUGUAGUACAAAAUGCGCUGUUUCUAAUUGCGAUUGGUGUGAAGUAAACAGUACGGGAUCUGAGAACUGUCUAAUGUGUUCCGAAGGAUGGUACCCCACCAUUCAUGGAUGCCAGUCUUGCAGUAGUCAUUGUGCUGGGGCUGGUAGAAAAUGUGACAAUAUUUCCGGAAUUUGUCUUCAAGGAUGUCGACAUGGAUGGCACGGCGGGCGUUGUUUGACCAGAUGUAAUGAACAUUGUGCACAAUGUAACGAGAAAUUGGGUCUAUGUGAAACAUGCGACUCUGGUUUCUGGGGGGAUGAGUGCGAAAACACUUGUGAAGAAGGAUGCAAACAAUGCACGUCAACUAUGGCCGAGUGUGGAUCGGAUAAGACCUAUUGCAAUCGAACAUCUGGGUACUGUCUAUACGGGUGUAAUCCAGGACUAUUUGGCGAAACGUGUGAUACCCACUGUAAAAGAUGCAAACUUGAUAAGUGUGACCAAGAGAACGGCCAAUGCCUAUCGGGUUGUAUAAAAGGCUGGAAAGGACUUCACUGCGAUGUGAGAAUUUCCAGCGGGUUCGAGCCAAUGAUGGGACCGGUCGUAGGCGGGGCGGUAGGAAUGGGCCUAGUCAUCAUCAUCAUGAUCGUAGCUUUCAUCUGUUUCCUAAGGAAACAGAAACUAUCGGCAUCUCUGAAAAUCCGCAGACAUCACCAACAUCAUCAUCACCACGCAAAUCAUCAUCCUCAUCACCAUAAGAAAAAAACGUCAAAAGGAUAACAAUUUUAGCCCAGAGACUUCCUGUUUUCAUCUGUUCAUCUCCAUUACUUAAAGAAAUAGGUCAUAUUGCGAGACGUUCUGAUGAAAUACGGUCAACAAUUACGUAACCUUAUUGUCAGAUAUGUCGAUCUAAGAUUACACCCUAGAUAUGUCGAUCUAGCAUUUCACUCUAGAUAUGUCGAUCUAGCAUUUCACCCUAGAUACGUCGAUCUAAUAUUACACCCUAUAUAUGUCGAUCUAGCAUUUCACCCUAGAUAUGUCGAUCUAAUAUUACACCCUAGAUGUGUCGAUCUAGCAUUUCACCCUAGAUAUGUUGAUCUAGCAUUUAUUAUUAGAUUAAGCCGACAUGUAUGCCUUUUUAAAUACUCUGCUCUGUUCAAGCUUUGCCUGAAUGUUUGUUUCUUACGAGAAGAUGUACAUUUUACGAUAGACUGAAGAAGUUGAAUUACUUGUCCAUUUUGUCGAUAUAGAUACCAUUGAUUGAGAUAAUCUAGCAGAGUGAUCCUUUUAUUGGAUUUGUACUUGUUGUACCGAAUAGGCAGGAUUGCGACCGUCUCUACAAAAUAUUCCCUUAAAACAUAAACCGAUUAUGUUUCUUUUUUUCAUCAGCAAAUAAUGAUUCUCUGCGUCGUCUUUAACCAACAACAGUUUGCUUGACGAUUGAAGACUCGCAGUUCUACCAUUUAGAACCGAGAAAGCGAACCAAGCGAAUUGGUCCGGAUCUAGAUCUGCUGGUACGGCGCGUUCUAUUACGAGUACAGCAAAUUCGUACCAGUACCUGUUAUACCAACCCGAUAAGUGAAUGCAUGGCUUAUGGAAUGUGUUAAAACAGCUUUUUUCAGUUGAUUUGUAUAUUUGUUCAUGGACAAAUGUUAAUUUUUGUAUGUUAUCCAAAAAUAAAUUAGCCUCUUGUGUUGUGUAUGUGUUUAGUAUAAAUAUCUUGACAACAAAGGAAAGGAAAGUCAGUUCCAAUGUUCAAUGUGCACAGUGUUAUAUGUAUUUCUUUAUAUAAUGUACAUCGAUAUAUUAGUCCCGAAUGGUGACUCUUAAAUACAGUAUUCAUAUGCUUUGUUUGUUUUACUUGUAUAUUACAUGCAUUUGAAUCAUUUUUAUAUGAAUAUAUGGUAUCGGACUAAUGCAAGCACGAGUGACAAUUUGUGGUGUGUGGUUCGAUCUACAACAGGACGGUCUGGUUGUGUCAUUGAGCCAGACAAACUUUACCGGAAAUGGUCCGUUAUAGCAAGCUAGGGGACUGCCGUAUGAUCAGUGAGGUAGCUACCAACUACAACAAAGCUAUCCUACCCAACAAAGUGUCAAAUACAACCAUGGAAAUAGAUUACCUAAAUGUCACAACAAAAUGUUUGCUUUCUUCUCUGGUGUAAUCAUUUACGCAAAUAUAAAAGCCAGUAAAAAAUGACAUCUUUUAGAAUGCUAUAGAAAGUUACAUGUAAAACUACAACAGAUUUACUUCAUAUUUUCACAGGCAUGCUUUUGUUCAUAUCAAUCAAUCCAUUUUGUACAAUUGAAAUCAUCUGUAAAAUAUUUCAUAGACUAAAUACAUUUGAAUUUAAUAUUCAACAAAACAAAUGAUAAUUUUGUCACAACUUUCGAUUUCUUUGAUAAAAGGUCGGAUCUUGAUAUCUGCAUAGUUAUGUACAGUGCAUAAAAGUAAAAAUCUAUAAGUGUAGUAAAGUUUGGAUUUUAAUUACGGUUGAAAAAUGAACGCGUUUGUGUUUUCUUGAAUCAAAUACGUGCAAAUAUGCUAACAACGAACCUUUCUCGUCUAUUCCUAGUUAGAAACAGUGACCAGCUUUUCGUUGACAUAUACCGCAUUUUGUUAUUGUAUAAGGCAUUUGUUGGGCAAGAUAUGAUUUCCGUUAAAUAAAGUUGAUAUAUAUGCAUGGAUUAAUUUUAUGCGCAAUAGUAUGUUGUAUAGGCGAAUACCUGUAUAUACAGAAAUAAAUUGUCAACAAUUAUG